ACUCCUAGGUAAUGGUUUGCUCUCAGAUAGCAGAAAUUAUGACUCAGUUCGAAUUAUAAAAACAGCUUAUAUGCUGUAAUUUGUAGUAAUGACAAUUCAUAUUUAUGUCUAACUGAAUAAUGAUUGAAACGUUUGCAAGAUUUUUCUACAAAAUAUGCCUUGCAAUAACAGGCAUUCUUCUGGGUAUAUAUGAAAGGUUCGUAUCUUAUAAAUCGUAUAUAUAUAUAAAUACAUAUAUAUUGCUAAUGCGUAAUGUUAACCCAUAUUGAUUAAUUUCAUUGAUUUUUUAAAAAUAAAUUGGUUUGAAUAGAGUAUUACAGUCGUAUUUAGAAAACUAGAACCUCUGAUUUACACAUUCGUUUUCAGCUGUAAAAAAUUACUAACAUUUGCAUCUCUUCUUCUCUGUCUUGCUAUUUUACAACUUCAUUUGGCCUGUCUUCCUUUAUCGUACUCUCUAUACAGUGUUAUAUAGAAUAUAACCUAUACACCAUAUGUACUAUAUGCUUUUCUUUCUCACAAUUAAUCCCAAGCUUAACCUCUCCCUCUCUGUCUUUCUCCCACUCUCUCUCUCUCUCUUUUCCACUUACUAAUUGACAGACGGAGAGAGGAUUGUGGUAAUAAAGAUGCUGUAUAUAGCAUACAAGACCUGUCAGUUAGACUCUGUUGGUAAUUUGCUAUAAAUUUGAUUUACUUUUAUACAAACACUUGUAAAAAAAAAAAAUAACUAGAAAAAAGACGUAAUGUUUAAAACUCUCAUUAUCAUACAGUCCAAUGUAUGCUAUCAGUUACUAAAUAGCCUGUUUCGUAAGGAUUUCUCUGAAAAGCCAAUAUUUUAUCACUCCGAUGAACCUGUACCAGUUAUUCAGAAUAUUAUAAAAAACGGAUUCUUGUCAAAAACGUUUAGCCCUGUUUGGUGGGCUAGGAACGGUCAUGUUCAAACUCUACUAACUGCUUUAAACGUGAAUAAACCUACGGAUAUUUCUUUUAAACGAGAAAUAAUUAAAUUACCUGACGGUGGACAAUUAGCUUUGGAUUGGGGCCAUGUUAUAGAUAAUCCUCAUCUAGAGGGUGAUGAUAUUUUACUAGUUCUUCCUGGUUUAACUGGAGCAGCUAUAGAUUAUAGAUCAAUUGUUAAGUUAGGUUUACAAAGAAACUACAGAGUUGUUGUAUUUAACAAAAGAGGCCAUGGCGGACUAGAAUUGACAACCGCAAAAUUGCAGAGCUUUGGAUAUCCUUACGAUGUACGUUUCGUUUUAGAAAAUUUCAGAAAACGAUUUAGAGAGCGUAAAAUUCACGCUAUCGGAUUUAGUGCAGGCUCUGGGUUAUUAGUAUCCUACUUGGGAUAUUUUCCAGACGAUCCAAUUAUAGAUGGAGCAGUUGCAGUCUCUCCUGGCUACGACGCUGAACAUUUACUUAAGAUACUACCGAACUUUUACGCUUUUCUCAUGCUAAUGAAAUUGAAAUUUAUGAUUUGGCAGCACCGAAAAGUUUUGAAAAAAGCUGUGAACAUGAGAAGGGCCGUUUCAACAAGCUGUUUUGAGGAAUUUGAACAAGUAGUCUACGGUGCACCUAAUGGAUAUAAUGAUAUUAAAGAUUAUUGGAAGGAGAAUAAUCCAAUAAUGGCUCUAAAACACAUUAAAAUACCCGUUAUGUGUAUCAGCUCCAUGGAUGAUCCUGUUUGCGUUGGAGAAGUUGUAAAAUUCGACUACUUCUACAGUAAUCCACAUUCUCUAUUAUGCGCAACUAAGAGAGGAGGUCAUUGCGCUUUCUUCCACGGAAGUGAAAUGAAAAGAUGGGCAGAAGAUAUGGCUCUUGAUUUCCUUCACCAUAUAAAGAAUUAA
This is a messenger RNA of Dimorphilus gyrociliatus, 1841 nucleotides long. NCBI's taxonomy places the organism in Eukaryota, Metazoa, Annelida, Polychaeta, Dinophilidae. The record is from the annotation of a GenBank genome assembly.